Messenger RNA from Periophthalmus magnuspinnatus, 594 nucleotides. It is a transcript of the gene tp53inp2a, whose product is annotated as tumor protein p53 inducible nuclear protein 2. NCBI's taxonomy places the organism in Eukaryota, Metazoa, Chordata, Actinopteri, Gobiiformes, Gobiidae. The coding region runs from base 134 to 586 and encodes 150 amino acids. The transcript has 4 exons. The record is from RefSeq and is a predicted model, not a curated record.
CGAUUCUUUUUCCUGUGGCGAUGCUUUGUAGUGGAUCUGACUCCUGACUGCAGAGGGUCCCUGAACAGAAAGACAUCAUCUAUAACCAAAGAGGAAGAGGAUUCUUUAACAAAAAAAGAAAAAAACUGUAAUCAUGUUCAGAAUCAUAACCAACUUGCUUUUUGGCAAAAACGAUAAACCCAUUGAAGAUAUCAGCUCUAUGGAAAUGGAGGAUGAGGAGUGGCAUGUUGUUAACCACCAAGAGGCAGUUACAGAUGAACACCAAAAGGGGGCGCUGCUGGACCAUCAACCAAAGCCGCCUGUUUGUGGUUCAACUGUCUUACAGGAUGCAGAAAAUAGUGUAAUCUCGUCAGAAACUCAGGAUCAAACUAAGGGAAAAAUUACAUAUCAAGCAAUCCCUGGUGUCGAUCUACCUAAAGUGAUUCCUCAUGUGGCUCAGUCUGCUUGUGUGCAAAGAGCAAAAGCCUGGGCUGAUCGGCACAGCUCCGCUCGUAAAGCUGUGCAGCGACAGAACCGCCUCCGGCACAGAGUCCAGCAGCAGGUCCUGCAUCUGCACCAGCCAGGCCCCCGCAACCUGUGCCACUGAAUCCAGCA